AUGGAAGGUCACGCAAAGAAGGGCACUACGCAAGCCUCUCCGGCCAAGCCCGCCGCCACAGGCGUGAAGAACGACACGGCGGCCGUGCCCGACGAACGUGCGAUUUUGGCCAAGGUGCACAAAUUGGAAAAAUCUGUAACAGAGAAGGCACAAUUGGAUAACAUCCCCGAACUCCUCCGCACAUGCACGGAUGCUGCCUCCACCGCGACGGUGACCUUCAACACCGUGCGAGUGCUGCAGCGUGUCUUCAUGCACUUGGCGGCCAAGGAGGUGCUCGACUUGGGUGCCAGCGAGGACAAAAAGGAGGCGAACAAACAGCACCCGCUCAAGGCUGCCGCGCUGGGCCACUACAAGGCCUUCGUGCGGACCCUCAUCGCUCUUCUCCUCCAUCGGCACGACCAAGUCAAGACUUUGGCGCUCAAGGUGCUGAUGGAGUUCCUGCACAAGAAGACCACCGCUUUCAACGCGGCCAACAAAGAGAACUCGUUCCCGCUCAAGCACUUUGCCGUGGUCAUCGAGCGUCUGGUGAGCGAGAGCAAUGGAAAGGAGACGGGGCUGUUCAGUCAGUUUGUCGGCAAGUACCUCUCCAAGUAUGACGACAUUCGCUACUACACCCUCAAGUCCCUGCGCAUCCUGUGUGAGCAGAAGAAGUCGGCCGCCGAGCAGUCGCCGACCAACGACACGGUCCUGGCGAUGUACCUCCUGCUGCAGAAGGUGACCAUGCCCGAGUCCGAUCAGCGCAUCACGUCCUUCUGGAUUCCCGUCGAAACAAAGAGCCUGAGAGCGCUCUCCGCUCCCGCAGCCAAGCCGAAGAAGAAGAACAAGAAGUCCAAGGUGAGCGCCACCACGCCGCCACACCACAACAAAUGGGGGCGCACGAUCAGACAGCAUCUAACCCUAAGUUGCUCGCAGCUCAACGCGUACGAGCGCAUGGAGCAGAAGAAGCAGAAGAAGCGCACCCAGACCAAGAUCGCCAGCAAGAAGUCCGAUGGCAGCCUGGCCGUCAAGUUCGCCAUCGGCCACAAGAAGAUCUUCGAGGCCUGCUGGCUCGCCUUCCUCGCUCUCCCCCUCACCACCCCCAUCUACAAGGACAUUUUGCGCCGGAUGGACACGCAUAUUCUGCCCUACAUGGUGCAGCCCAUCCGCCUCAUCGACUUCUUGAAGGACUCGUACGAUGUGGGCGGCGUGGUGUCGCUCCUCGCACUCCAUGGCCUGUUCACCCUCAUCACCAAGCACAACCUGGACUAUCCGGACUUCUACAAGAAGCUCUACGCGCUGUUCCAGCCCAACAUCUUCCACGUCAAGUAUCGAGCCAAGUUCUUCCGCCUGGUCAACGUUUUCUUGAAGUCAUCGCACUUGCCGGCCUACUUGAUCGCCGCGUUCGUGAAGCGGAUGGCGAGGAUGGCCCUUCACGCCCCGCCUUCGGGAGCGCUCUUUGUGAUCGCGUUCGUCUACAAUAUGCUCAAGAGGCACCCGCAAAUCCAGAUCAUGCUUCACCACGCCGACGACCUCACAACCGGCGGCAGCCUCCUUCCCGUCGACACCAGGAAACCGACCGGCGUGAAGAAGAACGAAGAGGCCGUGCUCAUGCUCGCGCCCUCGGCUGAGGCCGCCGCUGCUCCCGCCAACGAUUCCGUGUUCAUGCUCGACAGCAACAGCAGCAGCAACGGAGCCGGCGCAGAUGGCAACAACAAGCGUAAGAGGGGUGACGAAGAGGAGGCGGUCGAGUCCGCCGAGACCAAGGUGGAGGGCAACCAGACGGCCGUCAAUGGCUCGGCAGCCCCGGUUGAGGAACAGGGCAAGAAGAAGCGAAGGAGGAGGGGCCGAGGGGGCGCCAACAAGCAGAACGGAGAAGAGGAGGGCAUGGACGGCGUUGAAGAGACCGACGCCCAGCCACCGGCAGAGGAGGAAAAGAACAGCGGCAAGAAGAACGUCAGCACCGGCCCGAUAGAGGAGAACGAGAUCGAGCUGGCCCGGUACACGCACAGCGGAGCGCAGGGAAGCGAUCCUUUCUCGUUCGAGGAGCUCGACCCGCAGAAGUGCAAGGCCCUCAGCAGCUCGCUCUGGGAACUCAAGACCCUGCAACACCACUACGUGCCGCAAGUGAGCAAGCUGGCCAAGAUCUUUGAUGAGCCUCCCGUGAAGCAGGCCUUCGACCUUGAAGACUUCAUCGAGCUCUCCUACCUCUCGUUGUUCGAGGCCCACGUGAAGAGGAAGACCAAGUCGCCGACUGCCCUGGCCUACCAGCCACAGGAGACCCUCUUCUCGGUCUCUGACUCCUUCCAGGCCGAUUGGACCUUUGCGUAA
Messenger RNA from Acanthamoeba castellanii str. Neff, 2307 nucleotides. RefSeq names its product CBF/Mak21 family protein. The transcript is spliced from 11 exons. Gene Ontology annotation, biological process: ribosome biogenesis. Bases 1 to 2307 code for a protein of 768 amino acids. Gene Ontology annotation, cellular component: small-subunit processome; Noc4p-Nop14p complex; nucleolus. Lineage: Eukaryota; Discosea; Longamoebia; Acanthamoebidae. The record is from RefSeq and is a predicted model, not a curated record.